Molecule: messenger RNA, 516 nt
Organism: Chaetomium fimeti
Lineage: Eukaryota; Fungi; Ascomycota; Sordariomycetes; Sordariales; Chaetomiaceae
Exons: 2
Coding region: 1-516 (171 amino acids)
Source: RefSeq, a predicted model, not a curated record
AUGCCGACCGAAAUCGUCAACCUCUCCGCCGCCGCGCGCAACCGGCGGCGCAUGGCGGCGCGGCUCGGGUUCGAGUCGGUGCGCGAGCUCGAGAGCUGGGAGGAGGAGAUCGUGCUGGACCACUUCGCCAACUUCAUCUGCGACUACCUGGCCAUGGGCUACACGGUCGAGCCCGACAAGCGCGAGCUGGUCGCCUUCAUCGACCUGGACGAGGCCGUCGAGGAGCGCAUCAAGUGUCUGGAGGAGCGGCGGUUCGAGAUGGUGCUCGAUCCGGAUAAGAGCGAGUGGACUGCCAAGGACCAUUACAAGCAGUUUGUGAUUGGGGUCGUGGCCGAUGAUAUCUGGCUGGGGAGGUAUGGGGUGGAUGGCGCUGUUCUUUGCAAGCGCGAUUGGAGCGCGAAGGAGAUCACCAUCAAGAUGGUGAGGUUUCUCGAGUUCUUGGUAAAGGAGUGGGUGGACGGGCCGGGGGAUGCUUCCGACAGGGAGAAGUCAGGUCAGGUUCAGGUUCGGAUCUAA